This is a messenger RNA of Erinaceus europaeus (western European hedgehog), 2160 nucleotides long. It is a transcript of the gene HSD17B7, whose product is annotated as hydroxysteroid 17-beta dehydrogenase 7. Gene Ontology annotation, cellular component: endoplasmic reticulum membrane. Gene Ontology annotation, molecular function: 5-alpha-androstane-3-beta,17-beta-diol dehydrogenase (NADP+) activity; estradiol 17-beta-dehydrogenase [NAD(P)+] activity; 3-beta-hydroxysteroid 3-dehydrogenase (NADP+) activity. NCBI's taxonomy places the organism in Eukaryota, Metazoa, Chordata, Mammalia, Eulipotyphla, Erinaceidae. Gene Ontology annotation, biological process: cholesterol biosynthetic process. Bases 125 to 1135 code for a protein of 336 amino acids. The transcript has 9 exons. The record is from RefSeq and is a predicted model, not a curated record.
UGAUUGGAGAGUGGACGUGGCCGGAAAGGCCUCCUGAGACUCUGAUUGGAUGGUGGAAUGAGUGGGUUCUGGGCCCUUGUCCCGGGCUUCUGAGCGUGAGCGUUGCUACUUGCGGGUUGCAGCUAUGCGGAAAGUGGUGCUGGUUACGGGGGCGAGCAGUGGCCUUGGCCUUGCCCUCUGUGAGCGGCUUCUGGAGGAGAACGAUGAGUUACACCUAUGCCUGGCCUGCAGGAACAUGGCUAAAGCAGAGGGUGUCCGUGCCCAACUACUGGCCUUGCAUCCCCGUGCCGAGGUCACCAUUGUGCAGGUGGAUGUCAGCAAUGUGCGGUCUGUGCUCCGGGCCUGCCAAGAGCUCAAGCAAAGGUAUCAGAGACUAGACUACAUUUAUCUGAAUGCAGGAAUUAUGCCCAAUCCACAGCUGAACAUCAAAGCACUUUUCUCAGGCCUCUUUUCCAGAAGAGUGAUUCAUAUGUUCUCCACAGCUGAAGGACUGCUGACCCAGGAAGACAAGCUCACUGCUGACGGACUCCAAGAGGUGUUUGAAACCAAUGUCUUUGGUCACUUUAUCCUGAUCCAGGAGCUAGAGGCUCUCCUGUGUCAUGGGGACAGUCCUUCUCAAGUCAUUUGGACAUCUUCUCGCAAUGCCAAGAAAUCCAACUUUAGCCUUGAGGACUUCCAGCACAGCAAAGGCCAGGAACCCUACAGCUCUUCCAAAUAUGCCAUGGACCUCCUGAGUGUGGCUUUGAACAGGAACUUCAACCAAUGGGGUCUGUACUCCAGUGUAGUGUGCCCUGGUACAAUGCUCACGAACAUGACCUAUGGAAUCCUCCCUCGUUUUGUUUGGAUGCUGCUGAUGCCCAUCACAUGGCUGCUUCGCUUCUUUACAGACUCCUUCACUUUGACAUCGUCCAAUGGAACAGAAGCUCUGAUCUGGCUUUUCCACCAAAAACCAGAGUCUCUUGAUGCUCUGACCAAAUACAUGAGUGGCACCUCUGGCUUCGGAAGUACUUACGUCAGAACCCAAAAGAUGGACCUGGAUGAAGACACUGCUGAAAAAUUUUACCAGAACUUACUGCACCUGCAAAAGCAUAUCAGGAUUGCCGUGCAGAAAGCAGAUGAUGGUCUAGUGAGCUAGCUCACCUGAGAAGGCUUCAGUGGAAGCUUCAGUGUUGGAGUGUCUUCUCUCUCCCUCUGUCUCUAUCUAAAUAGUUGCCCCGUAGGAUUGAAACCCUGGCAGCAACAAAAGAGAAAGAAGGGAAGUGAAGCAGAGCUGACACUGACAGCUGAUGCCUCCUUUACCUGGCUCUCUCCUUUUGAGUUGGGUGGUGUGCAUCUGUGGCAAACUCAGAACUCUGGUCGCCUCUCCUCUCCUCUCUGACUUCUCUCUAAGGCCGUGUGUGUGCACAUAGGGAAGGGACUGGUGGAGUAAAAUGUCGUUCUCCAGACUGUUGUUUCUUGCAGGCCAUGACUCUUCUGGGCCCGGUCCCCAGGAAGGAGGACUCCUGCCCACUCUGUGUGGCCAGAUUAACUUUCUCCCUCUUCUUAGUGGCAGUUUUAUUCUGCCUUUGGACUUAAUUCUUCCUGCAACAUGAUGUUUCCAAGAAUUCUUGAGAUUAUUACAUCCUGGUAACUGUGAUCCAAACAGCCCUGCUUUUGACCACAAGGACAAAGGCACAGAUGUGUUUAGGCUGCUGAAAUCCAUACUCACUCUAGUUUACAAGUGUCUUUUCACUGAGAUCCCUGGCUAGGCAGGAAGUGGACCUCACUCUAGUCUCUUGGUUGUGACCUUGUGAUCUUGACUUCCAGUGGUAAUGUCCUCAGUAGAGGACACAGGCCCUCUAGAAUCUUCCUCUGAGGCGAGGGCCUUCGCUUCUAUGCUGUGGGGGCUCUUAGGCACACUCUGCUCUUCCUCGGAUCUUGGGGGCUAUUGGCCUUUGUGUGUGUGUUGGGUUGCCUUGGUGCCUGAUGCUUUGGAAAAGGGGUGAAGAGAUGUCUCUGGCAACCACUGGAGAGGACUGAACUCAGCACCUCGUGCCUGAGGGUCCGAUACUUCAUCUGCUCCAUCCAUCAGGGGGCAGAUUUUUAAAAAAAUUUUCCCCCCUGAGUGUGGGUUCCCCCUUCUCAUUCCUAGCCAAUGAAUACACCUUUGCUUUCCCCAAA